GUAUUGACGUGCAGGAUAGGCGGUGCAGUGGUUGCUGGAUAUGGCGGCGCUACUGAGGGUGCUGAGAGUCGGGCAAGCUCUACGGGGCUUGAGAGCUGCACAAAGAAGUCAGUGUGAUGAAGUAAAGCGGACCUUUCAGACAGCUGCAGUGUUGAGGAGAGUCACAGACGAUCCAAAACAGGAGCAAGUCCCACCUUCUUCCUCUUCUUUUCAUCAGCAUUACCAAUCCACACCUCCUGAAUCAGAGUCUUCACGCCCCAACACCAGUUAUGCAGACCAAGGUGGGGAACAAGCAGAGGACUAUGAGACAGAGGAGCAGUUGCAGAUCAGAAUCCUCACUGCUGCUUUAGAGUUUGUGCCAAAACAUGGCUGGUCUGUGGAGGCCAUUGCAGAAGGUGCACAGACGCUGGGUCUCUCUCCAGCUGCAGCAGGAAUGUUCAAUAACGGUGCCGGUGACCUGAUUCUGCACUUCAUAGCGCAGUGUAAUAGCAACUUCUCCGAGAAUCUCGCUGAGCAGCACAAGCUAGUCCAACUCGGGCAGACAGAGCCCAAGAAGACGGAUGAGUUUCUCAGAGAUGCGGUGGAGGCCAGGCUCAGGAUGCUGAUCCCCUACAUAGAGAUCUGGCCGCAGGCUAUGAGUAUCCUGUUGCUGCCACAUAACAUCCCUGAGAGCCUCAAACACCUCUCCACCCUAGUGGAUGACAUCUGGUAUUACGCCGGCGACAGAUCUACUGAUUUAAACUGGUACACGCGGAGAGCUGCCCUGACUGGGAUCUAUAACACUACAGAGCUGGUGAUGGUGCAGGAUUCAUCUCCAGACUUUGAAGAGACCUGGAAGUUCCUAGAGAACAGAGUCAAGGACGUCAUGAACAUGGCGAACACCGCCAAACAGGUUAAAUCAACAGGAGAGGCAGUAGUGCAAGGAAUCAUGGGGGCUGCCAUCACUUUGAAGAACCUUACUGGAGUAAACCAGAGGCGAUGAAAUGGAUCUCCUGCCAUAUUCUGUAUAGCAGCCUUCUCCCCUUCUAAAAAACAUACCGUGUCUGUAUAAGUGACUCCUCACAUUGUGAUGCUCGCAUAUCCACCAAGGCACACUCAAAAUAAUGUUAGCAUAAGCCGUGGUAUAUGCUGCAUUUCUGUGCUUUGGUGCCCUUGCUGCACCUGUCUGCCUGUUAUAUUCUCUCACAGUGAUCUGUAAGGAUAGAUAAGGCUAAAUCAGAAGACAUCUACCAUUAGUGGUGAUUAGUUGGAUUAAAAUAAAGUUUUAUGAAAUAAUCCUGUGUAGGAAAGGACAGAUUACAAUUGAAAGAAACUAGACUUCACAGGCAACUAUAUCAGCUGUUUGCUUUGGUGAUUCCUCAGUGCAUUGCAUCAGUAUGGCUGGAUACCCCACGGAUAUAAUUCUAAUCCAAUGGCAGGUAGACUUGUCCCUUUGUCAGUUUCCUGUGUAAUUAAAAGCUCGCUACAUUCUGUCUGAACAUCAUACUUCCUUGUACUGUAAGUUUCCUCUGUUUUAAUGAGAUCUGCAUGUGAAACUGUGCCACAUGCUGUAUGGAUCUAUGAUGCCCAUCUACUUUUGCUAAAUAUAGACUGAUUUAUGUCAUAUGGAAUACUGUCACACAGGGUGAAUCUCUCUCUCUCUCUCUCUCUCUCUCUCUCUCUCUCUCUCUCUCUCUCUCUCUCUAUAUAGAAUCUAGUAAAGCAACAAAUAUAUAUUUUCUGCCGGCUUCUGCUGGAUUAUGUAAAAUAAAUAAAUGUAUCUAUCUGUA
Molecule: messenger RNA, 1769 nt
Organism: Acipenser ruthenus (sterlet)
Lineage: Eukaryota; Metazoa; Chordata; Actinopteri; Acipenseriformes; Acipenseridae
Product: ubiquinone biosynthesis protein COQ9, mitochondrial-like
Exons: 9
Coding region: 41-982 (313 amino acids)
Biological process (GO): ubiquinone biosynthetic process
Cellular component (GO): mitochondrial inner membrane
Molecular function (GO): lipid binding
Source: RefSeq, a predicted model, not a curated record